UUCCGGUGGACCCACACAAAGCCCUCAUAAAUCACUCUUCCCUAAAAUGGUUCGCCCGUUCGCCGUCUACAAAAACACCCAAAAAAAUAAAAAGUACUGUCACCUACAAAAUUUUGGCAUAGCUCUCUUAAUAUAAAGCUUGUAGCCUUUUGAAGCUAUGGGUGCGUGCUAAGUUUAACUCAGGCGCAAAAUAGCAUCAACCACCACUGCUAUGCUCGGUGUACUCUGUGCACGCCCAAAGCCUUGGAUCCUCACCUCUCUCACGCACUUCUACGGCUUUUCAUCAGCUCACUACACCCGACUGCAUACUCCUAUACACUUCGGCGAUUCCUGCAUCUCCUCUCGGCAGCGCCACCACUCCAGCGCCUGUCGUCUCGUCGCUUCCAGUGGUGGCGUCGCCUCCAUAUGGCAUGCGAUCCAGCCAUCAGGAUUUAACGGGAGGAGUAGUGCACGGCGGCUGCUGGCUGAACCCAGAGGAGAAGGAUCGUGGAACGUCGCAUGGGAUGCGAGGCCUGCUCGCUGGCUCCAUCGGCCUGACUCUGCUUGGCUACUGUUCGGCGUUUGUGCGUGUCUAGCGCCCAUUGAUUUUUGGGCCGACGUUAAUCCCGAGAGCGUUGCUGCUGAUGUGAAGACUGAUCCAAGUGGGAUUUAUAGUUCUGAUGUGAAAAAUGACAAUUCUGCUGAUUUUAAGGUCACAGGAGUGCUGGCUGAUGGGCGAUGCUUGUUUAGAGCAAUAGCUCACAGUGCUUGUUUGAGAAGUGGGGAAGAAGCCCCUGAUGAAAAUCGCCAAAGAGAACUCGCUGAUGAACUAAGAGCUCGAGUGGUGGAUGAGCUUUUAAAGAGGCGUGAAGAAACUGAAUGGUUUAUAGAAGGAGAUUUUGAUGCAUAUGUCAAGAGAAUUCAACAACCUUAUGUAUGGGGUGGAGAACCUGAGUUGCUCAUGGCUUCACAUGUUUUGAAGACUAUGAUUUCAGUCUUCAUGAUAGAUAGGACAUCAGGUAAUUUGGUAAACAUAGCAAAUUAUGGUGAAGAGUAUGGGAAGGAUCAAGCAAAUCCCAUUACUGUGCUUUUUCAUGGAUAUGGUCAUUACGACAUGUUGGAAACCUCAGACCAGAGUUGCCAGGAAGUGAGCAUGUAGAAAUCAGGGUGGUUCAUAAAAUAAUCGCACCCUUUGGAUCGGUCAAAAUAACGCUGCAAGUUCUUUUUUUUUUUCAUGCUGUGUAUUUUUCAGUUAAAUUAUAAUCUGUCUUAAGUUUGAUGGAUUUAUUGCAGCUAACACCCUCAAUUCCAGCGAUUGGCUUGCUAAAGUUUUGUAGAUUCCAGGGUUGUUUUUACAAAUUUUAAAUUCAAUCAAAUACAUCAAGUUGGUAAACUUAUUUUCUA
Hevea brasiliensis (rubber tree) is the source of this 1383-nucleotide messenger RNA. RefSeq lists its product as uncharacterized. NCBI's taxonomy places the organism in Eukaryota, Viridiplantae, Streptophyta, Magnoliopsida, Malpighiales, Euphorbiaceae. Gene Ontology annotation, molecular function: cysteine-type deubiquitinase activity. The transcript has 5 exons. Gene Ontology annotation, cellular component: cytosol; nucleus. The record is from RefSeq and is a predicted model, not a curated record. Gene Ontology annotation, biological process: endoplasmic reticulum unfolded protein response; protein deubiquitination. The coding region runs from base 212 to 1138 and encodes 308 amino acids.